Messenger RNA from Centruroides sculpturatus (bark scorpion), 1534 nucleotides. Its product is annotated as ADP-ribosylation factor-like protein 3. The transcript has 5 exons. Gene Ontology annotation, molecular function: GTP binding; GTPase activity. The coding region runs from base 1 to 405 and encodes 134 amino acids. The record is from RefSeq and is a predicted model, not a curated record. Gene Ontology annotation, biological process: cilium assembly. NCBI's taxonomy places the organism in Eukaryota, Metazoa, Arthropoda, Arachnida, Scorpiones, Buthidae. Gene Ontology annotation, cellular component: microtubule cytoskeleton; cytoplasm.
AUGACAGGAUUUAAUAUCAAAAGUGUACAGUCCGAAGGAUUCAAGUUAAACGUCUGGGAUAUUGGAGGUCAAAGAAAGAUUCGGCCGUAUUGGCGUAAUUAUUUUGAAAACACAGACGUGCUAAUCUACGUAAUCGAUAGUGCAGACAGAAAGAGAUUUGAGGAAACAGGAGUGGAAUUAGGCGAAUUACUGGCCGAAGAGAAAUUAGUUGGAGUUCCUCUUCUUGUCUUUGCAAACAAACAAGACCUGUUCAACUCUGCGGCCGCCAGCGAACUAGCAGAAGGAUUGAACCUACCUGCAAUAAGAGACAGAGCUUGGCAAAUACAAGCCUGUUCGGCCAUUAACGGAGAAGGACUAAAGGAAGGAUUGGAUUGGGUAUGCAAAAAUAUCAAAAGGAAAAAAUAAACUGCACACAAUUAGCUUUAAUAAUUUAUUAGAGAUAUUUAAAAACACACCAAAAUAGAAGAACUUUAAACUGUUUUGUUCACUUUGCCCCACUGCAGAGAAAAAGUAUUAAUGGCAGUUUAAUCAACAUUCAUUCGUUUAUGAUGCACACUCGAUCAAACCUGUUCCGAAAUUCCGUCCUUCAUAAAGUAAUAGUUAAAUGGUUUAGAUCUUUCGAGCCACCGAUUUCAUUUACAUACAAACCACACACAUCGUCUAGAUUUACAUCUUUUAAAAUGCAUUCCACGCAGUUACCUACUCACAUAUGUAUAUAUUUACAUAUAAUUUAGAGAAGUGUUUUGCAUAUUCAACAAAAAAUCAAAUUAUUUUAUUUUUUUUUAGUAAUUUUCAUUUCAAAAAAGCACAAUAUUAAAAAACAUAUCAUACAACUUUUUUCUAGCCAAUUCGUUAGCAACUCUGUGAUAAUUUAUUAUUCCGUUUUUAAUUUAAAAUAUUGUAUGUUCAUCAGUUCAUGUUGCUGCAUUCGACAAUCUAAAACAAAUUUAGCAAACAAACUCGAUCGCUUUUUAUUAAAAUUAAUUUUAAUAAAUAUAAAAUUGCAUUAUUUAUACUUUUUAUAUAUUUAUAAAUGUAUAAAUAGUUAAUGUUGCCAUUUUAAGAGGAGAAAAAUAUAUAUAAAUUUGCCACAUAAAAUGUUUAAUGACUCAUCGUUGUUAUAUUUUAACAAAAGAAACAACAAAAAAAGUGCAUAAAUUCAUUCUGAAUUUUACGAAAUUUAGAGAUUUAACGAACAAAUUUUCUGUUGUUUCUGUAAUCGAGUUACAAAUCAAACCACAAAUAUUUUCUAUUGCUUAAUUAAAUUAUUGCAUAAGAUAAGCAUAAAUAUAAAAAUAUAAUGUUAUCAAAUAUGCAAAAUGAAUAAAUUAGAUUUGUAAAUACGAAUAUUUUAAUUUUUACGAAUGCUUGUCUCCCUGUUAAAGAAAUGUCUCCUUUGUUCUUUUAACAUUUAUAUGUUCUUGUAUUACGUUUGACGUUACCGUCUUUUAUUUGGUGUAAUUUAAAUUUUUGUAAUUAGCAUACGUCAAGCAUUCAAAAGUUGUUAUUGAAUAAAACUGCAUUACCAACUUGA